AUUAAAUUAGGCCUAAACGUGCAAAGGCCCACCAAAUAAAGAUACGACUAAACCCUAAGCUCCGUCGCGCUUCGUUGCCGUCACCUCAGAGACUUUCGUAUCAACAGAGGAGCCGCCGCCGCGCCGCUACCGACCCGCCACCGCCAGGAGCCAUGGCAGUUCCGUUGCUGAGUAAGAAGAUUGUGAAGAAGAGAACAAAGAAGUUCAAGAGGCACCAGAGUGAUCGGUUUGACUCCGUGAAGCCAAAUUGGCGCAGACCCAAGGGUAUUGACUCCCGAGUGAGGAGAAAGUUCAAAGGAUGUACACUUAUGCCAAACAUUGGUUAUGGAUCGGACAAGAGGACCCGCCAUUAUCUUCCCAAUGGAUUUAAGAAGUUUGUCGUGCACAAUGUGAAAGAGUUGGAAGUUCUGAUGAUGCACAACAGGACAUACUGUGCUGAGAUAGCCCAUAAUGUUUCUACCAAAAAACGGAAGGAUAUUGUCGAACGGGCUGCCCAGUUGGAUAUUGCUGUAACCAACAAGUUGGCCAGGCUGCGCAGCCAAGAGGACGAGUAAGCUGUUUAAUAGGUAGGUAUUCAUUGAAUUUAUAUUUAAAUUUUUUGAUUUGAAAGAAAUUCACGGAACAAUUAUAGCUGAAAAGUAUAUGCAAUAGCAUAAGCAAUUUAUAUUUUUAUUUUAGUUCGUUUUAAGAUAUUUGUUCCAAACUCUUAAGUUGUUUGUUAGUCUGCAAUUUUAAGCUAGAAGAAGAUUUUGACCUCUCAAACUUGAAAGUGCUGCCUGCGAAGUGUUUGGAUAUCUGAUAUGAUUCAAAGCUGGCUCGCUUUGCAUGGUUGUUGAUAAAUUACUAGUUAUUAUUAUUCGGCCCAAGUUGAUUCAAUUCUCUCUAUCUAACAAAGGAUAUAAAUUUGUUGUUAAUUUUACAUUCAAUGCAUUUUGAGCUUUGGAACAUUAUAUAGUCUGCUUGG
Messenger RNA from Andrographis paniculata, 964 nucleotides. Its product is annotated as 60S ribosomal protein L32-1-like. NCBI's taxonomy places the organism in Eukaryota, Viridiplantae, Streptophyta, Magnoliopsida, Lamiales, Acanthaceae. Gene Ontology annotation, biological process: translation. The transcript has 4 exons. Gene Ontology annotation, molecular function: structural constituent of ribosome. Gene Ontology annotation, cellular component: cytosolic large ribosomal subunit; ribosome. The record is from RefSeq and is a predicted model, not a curated record. The coding region runs from base 153 to 554 and encodes 133 amino acids.